Ectocarpus sp. CCAP 1310/34 is the source of this 1835-nucleotide messenger RNA. The record is from the annotation of a GenBank genome assembly. Lineage: Eukaryota; Phaeophyceae; Ectocarpales; Ectocarpaceae.
UGAGAGUGUGGAGAAGAGAGUUAGGAUUGGGUCCCCGUUUAUAGUCGGGGGGCAGAUAGUUUUCGAAGGAGGCUUUGUGGACCACGAUCUCCUUCACCGACAAUUCGAAGCAACACGACUGGUGCUUUGGUGCAGGAGACAGGAUGCUGCUGAGAGGUCGAAAGGGGCUCCGUCGGCUGGCGACAACAACAGCAGCAACAGCAACCACCACCACCACCCGAGCAAUAUCGCUACUGGACCUGCACAUCGCACGGGGGUUCUCCGGGUCGGCUAAAUCAAGCAGCAACAAGGCCAAUGCCAAUGGCGGAGGCCAAGCCCGAGGAGGAGGAGGAGGAGUUGCUCACAAGCAAAGGCAAAAGCGACCGGGAGCAGGCAAGAACGGAGCGGGGGGGGCGGCAGGUGGGCGGGCGACCAAGGGGGGGUCGUCCGGGCUCUGGAUGAGACGCCACCUCAAGGACCCUUACGUGUCGGCGGCAGUCGAAGCGGGCGCUCCCUCCCGCGCGGCCUUCAAGCUGGUUGAGAUCAACGACAGGCACGGGGUACUAUCGGCGGGAGACCGGCGUGGGGGGGAGGCGGUGGUGGUGGCAGUGGAUUUGCUUGACAUGGAGGCGGACUUGCCUGGGGUACAGGCGAUCCGCGGAGACUUUCGUGACGCAGAGGUCGAGUCGAGGAUCUUUAGCCUAUUGUCGGCGAGGGAGCGGCUACAACCGGCGCCCGGAAACGAGCGUCCGAAGCUGGACGAGCAGCGGGUGUUACCCCUGCAACCACCCGAGGUCACGGCGGCGGAGAGCGGAAAAGAACGAGCCGAUCUUCGUCGCGACGACACGAAGCUUCGCAGCAGCGAUGGUUACGGCGUCGACGAUGGUAGCGCUAGCGACGGCGUUGGCGAGGAGGAUGCGUUUCUUCUGCGGGGAACGUCGGCCUCUAGGACGCUGCUCCCGCGGCCCGAGCAGCCUUCGACGGACAGCCUCGAACACUUGUUCCUCGCGGGAGGAGGAAACCGAGACCCCGCGACGGCGGCGGCGAAGAGAAACGCGGCCGACGGGCUGCCACCGCCACCUGAUCACCGCCACGGGGACGCCCCCGCCGCCGCCGGGAAACGCCCCCAGCUGCAACCCCCCCCCCGUCGUCGUGACCCGCCGCCGCCGACCCGUGCCAGCGUCGUGCUGUCGGACAUGGCACCGUCGUUCUCCGGAGAUCGAGACACGGACCAAGGGAGGGUCGCGGCGCUUGUACUUGACGCCCUAGCGGCGUGCCUAGGGGAUGAGGCGUCGAGGCGGAGUGAGCCGCCGAGAAAAGGGGCGGGAGAGCGGGGGCGGAAUUCCGUCGACCCGCUGGGCGGAGGAGAAGGGAGCGGUGCUGUUCGUCUUGGUGGAGAUGUUGCUGGAGGGGAAAAAGCUGCGCGAAUGCGACGGGAGGAGGGAAACGAGGUGGGGGCUACUACCGGAGGAACCUUGUCUUCGGACGUGGGAGUGUCGAGCAACGGCGGUACCGCUGCAGAAACACCCGUGUCUUCAUCACGCAAACACGCGGUUGGAGGGAGAGAUGAGUGGGGGGGGAUUGAGGGAGAAGGGCCAGGGCUACUGGCGCGCGGAGGAACGUUCCUGGGAAAGUUCUUCGCCGGGAGGGACGAGCGGGAGGUGAAGGAAGAAGCCGAGAGGCUGUUUGAAAGGGUGAAGGUAGUCAAGCCCCCCGCUUCCCGCUCCGGUUCCGGAGAGAUGUACCUCCUAGCCACCGGGUUCUUGUUGGGUGGACGGAAGACGUAAAGUCCGUUCCGAAACCCCGGCCGAGGGACUUGCGUAUUUUCUUGCGUGGCUGUGUGCCUUUGUUCUGUA